This is a messenger RNA of Brassica napus (rape), 2330 nucleotides long. Its product is annotated as NAD-capped RNA hydrolase DXO1. Lineage: Eukaryota; Viridiplantae; Streptophyta; Magnoliopsida; Brassicales; Brassicaceae. The transcript has 12 exons. Gene Ontology annotation, biological process: nuclear-transcribed mRNA catabolic process; NAD-cap decapping. Bases 171 to 1859 code for a protein of 562 amino acids. Gene Ontology annotation, cellular component: cytosol; nucleus. Gene Ontology annotation, molecular function: mRNA 5'-diphosphatase activity. The record is from RefSeq and is a predicted model, not a curated record.
CUGAAAGCCCAAAGCGCAACAGAGUCAGCAAAACCGAGUUAACUCGUGAAACUCGCUCUGCCGUAGUACUUUCUAAUUCUCGAUUCCGAACCCUUUCUCUAUCGGAACCUCUGCAACAGAAAGGGAGUGUGUAGAGAACAAACCAAAACCCCAAAACCUUGGUGUGAGAUAUGGAUAUACCGCCGAUGAAAAACCCAAUGGACGACUUGUUCGGCGAAGACUCCGACAACGACUCACGAUCCUCGCGUUCGAAAUCCUCCUCUUCCGGCAAUGCUUCUUCCUCCUCCUCCUCCUCCUCGUCUGGCUCAGCUUCCUCUUCCGGAGCUUCUUCCUCUAAAGGCGGAGAUGGAGACGGUGGUGGUGCUGAUUCCAGCAGCUCAAGCGAUAGCGGAAGCAGCGGCGGGAGAGAAGACCACGGAGGUGAUAGCUAUAGGAGCAACGAUAAUGUAGAUAGUGGAAGCUACCCUUACGAAGAAGAGGAAGAUGAUGAGAGAGAUCUUUUUGGGUCUGAUAAUGAAGACUACACUAAGACUCCUGCUUUAAGCACUUACUCAAUCCCUGUUUUGCCUGCGGGAUGGAGCAGUGACAACAACGGUGGGAGAGGAGGAACGGGACGUGGGCGUUGGGGAAAUGGGAGAGGAGGAGCUGGGCUUCUUCCUCGCCCUGGGCCUUUCCCUGGAGGACGUGAAGGCCGCGGUGGGUUUGGUGGGAGAUACCAGAAUUAUCAGCGUGAUGAGCGGUUUGUUUCUGAGCUUAAACUUUCGAAAAGCAAAGAGACAUUGUCUAGAAAAUCCACCGUCUUUCAGGAGCCAUGUGAGCUUACUAGCUACAGUCGUGUAGAAGGUGGAGAAGUGUUCUUUGAUGAGCGAGGUUUGAGGCUUUUCAAGCGUCAUGUUUCUGAAGACAUUGGAGCGGAUUUAAAUCAAGGUUAUGAUACUUUUAUUGAGAAAAUAGAUCUGGGCUCUGAGGGCUUUGGUGACUUUCUUGCCAGCAUUAGAGCAAAAAACAUUUCGUUGGAGAACAUUCAUUUUGUGACAUUCCGUAAUAAUCUAAACAAGAUACUGGGUGCUGCUUAUAACCGGAAUGAACCGUGGGAGAUGGGUGUGCAUAAGAGGAACGGGACCAUUUAUCUUGAUGUGCAUAAGCUGCCUGAAAGGCCACAGAGUGACUUAGAUCGCCGCAGAUGUUACUGGGGUUACUGUUUCGAAAGCCUAGCGACGGAAGAUCCAGGAAGAGCUUAUGGGGAAGAUAUACAUCACGUGGAUGCAAACGUUGAAUUUGUAUCUGUUGUCAAGACUAAACUCGGAGCUCACCGUGUUCUCAUGGGUGCUGAAAUGGAUUGCUGUGACGAAACUGAUGAAGGAAGGAGGAUUUAUAUAGAGUUGAAAACAUCUCGCGAGUUGGAUGAUCGUACCGUAGAGAGAUUUGAGAGAGAGAAGCUGCUUAAAUUCUGGGUAAGCAAUGAUAUCUCACGAGUCUUUGUUUCUCGUUGUGGAUUCUUAGAAACAACUAUGAAACUAUUGCUGCAGAUACAAUCAUUUGUAGCAGGAGUGCCAUAUAUUCUCGUUGGAUAUAGAGACGAUGGAGGGAGGCUAGUACGCACAGAGAGACUGAGAACAAAAGAUAUCGCACACAGAGCCAGACUGAAAAACUAUUGGCAGGGAGGAGUGUGUUUGGCAUUUGCUGAUGAGGUUCUUUGCUGGCUUUACGGCACUGUUAAAGAGAACGAAGAUUACACACUACAGUUCGUGCAUCCAUUCAUGAGGCUAGAGCUUCUUCAAGCUCAGUCUUGUCCUGACGCCAUCACUAAUCAUGUUCACCUUCUUCAACAUCCUUCAUCACCACCACCACCUCAGUAACUCUUUAAUGUAAUCAUUUAUAAUCUUGUAGUACUUAGUUUUUCCAAAAUCAAAUUUUCCUUUUUAUACAAAGUUUUUGAUUUUGGAUUCCUCUUGUAACAUUACCAACACCAAACAAUGAAAAAAAAAUAUUUUUGGAUUAAAUCUGUUUUUCAAUUCCACCAAUGAGAAAUGAAUUUAACCUGAGCCGGGGGCCUGUAUAACUCGGUCCAAGCCUUUCCACGUGACCGUCACGUGUCUCUCCUCUUUACCGGAGAGAACCUAAUUUUAUUCCCGUUUUGCCCUUCCCUCUUCUUUUAUUCCUUUCUUAUCUAAAAAAAAAAAAAAACUCCGAGCAAGAACAAAAAAGAAGGAAAGGAAAGGAAAGAUCUGUGUAUGUAUGUAUAAUACAAUACCACCACGAGAAGCUCCGUUUCGAAACCCUAGCGAUUCCGAAUCUUGACCCCUCUCCUCCUUUUUUUCGUUUUUUUU